This is a messenger RNA of Anoplophora glabripennis (Asian longhorned beetle), 1065 nucleotides long. RefSeq names its product sepiapterin reductase. Gene Ontology annotation, molecular function: sepiapterin reductase (NADP+) activity. Gene Ontology annotation, biological process: tetrahydrobiopterin biosynthetic process. The transcript has a single exon. Bases 100 to 894 code for a protein of 264 amino acids. NCBI's taxonomy places the organism in Eukaryota, Metazoa, Arthropoda, Insecta, Coleoptera, Cerambycidae. The record is from RefSeq and is a predicted model, not a curated record.
GUAAACAAGGAUUGUAGUACAAAUUGUAACCCAUAAGUAAAAUAGGUAAUACCUUAUUAACAAUAUAUUUGUAAAUUGUUCGGAUAUUUUCAUAUCAGUAUGGCUUGUUCUGUAAAUUUUAGUAAAAAAUCUAUCAUUUUCAUAACUGGGGCUUCAAAAGGCAUUGGUAGAACAAUUGCUGUAGAACUGUCUAGACAUUUAGAUCAAAAUUCAGUUUUUAUUUUAAUAGCUAGAUCCGAGAAAGGACUUGAUGAAACAAAAACACAAAUUCUUAUGGUAGAUAAAUCUAUAACGGUUCAAACAUAUGUAUUAGAUUUAUCAAAACCAGAUAUAAAUGAUUAUAACAAACUUUUUCAAAAUAUUUUAUCAUCUGUUGAUACAUCUGGGAUAGAAUUUGGGUUAAUAUUUCAUAAUGCUGGGCACGUAGGUACUUUAAAACAAACAGCCGAUUUAACAGAUCUGACAACAUGGCACGAGUACUAUGAUUUAAAUUUAUUUUCUGCUGUUUUAUUAAACAGUGUUUUUGUUAAACAAAUCAGACCUAUAGCACCUCAGUUAGUUGUGGUCAAUAUAACCUCGCUUUGUGGUCGUUCACCAACUUUAAAUUUAUCUAUGUAUGGAUCUGGUAAAGCUGCUAGAGAACUAUUCUUCAAAGUUCUGGCUCUCGAGGAACCCAAAAUUAUUGUUUUAAAUUAUUCACCUGGUCCUGUAGAAACGGAUAUGUUUGAGACUAUUAUUACAGAUGCUCAGUCGGAGGUUUUAAAAAAAAGCUUCCGAGAGGUGAAGGAAAGUACUGUAUUAACUACAGAACAAACCGUUAGUAAACUGCUGGACAUUUUGGAAAAGGGUGACUUUAAGACGGGGGAUACUAUUGAUUAUUAUGAUAGGAAUUAAGUUUUUAUAAAAACGGUUAUAUUUUGUUGGAUCUAAGUUUUGUUUAUUAUAUAAUUAAACUGCAUUCUAUUUUCUAAGAAAAUAUAUAUAUUUACUUUUUAAUAUGAAUUUACAAUGUAUUACAAAAUAUAUGGUAUAUAUAUGUGUAACCAAAUAAAAGGUUCAUCUUGA